CGGCUCGCCUUUGUUUAGCCGCGAUUCCACAAGCAUCUACUCGGCACGGUACGGCUCGUCUCAUCUUUGUUUGCGAGCGUUUCCAUACGGACUAGUGCCUGGCAUCAGGCACUAUUUUCAGCACCUUCUCGGCUGAGGUUCCCAGCGAGCUGAGAUGAGCCGAUAAUGUGGCGUUUACAUAGUGCAGGCCACUGAUUGGACAGGGAGUGACGACACACAGAGCAACUCCAGCAUGAAAACAAAACCCUGCAUAAAAAAAACAACUGUAAACAGCGACGGUGUGCAUUGCCCUUCACGGAACUCUGUUCUUCAUAAUUUUAAUAUGAUGGUCCACCAAGGACCACAACGGCCGGCAUGGGUCAACCAGGAGGUGUUGGAAGAGGUUUAAUGGAAGCUAUUUACUGGCACCGCACCGCCAGCAACAGGAGAGAGACUCAGCUGCUGCAUUGUUUCAGACGUUCGACAACGAAUCCCUUUCCACAUGCGAAGCCUGCUCCACCUCCGUCAUGGAGCCCCCAGCUCCCCUGCCUCCUCUCCAGCACCAGCAGCGGCUCCUCUCCAGCACCAGCUUCAGCACCAGUACCAGCUCGGACACCGACACUGUCAACAUCAACCUCCAGCACGUAACAACAACGUCUUAUCACCGGUAAGACACAGUAAACAGAGAGCAUGGUUGAUUUUCGCAUUGUUAUUAUUACUACAGGUGUAAAUGCCUGCAAGCAUGAUCAGAACAGUGAGACCAACGACCAAGAAUUCAGGCAGGUGUAAAUGCAAACUGUGCAGCAUGCCAGCUCAGGAACGCCUGAUGAAAGCUACAUGUAGCUACAGUGACACAUAAACAGAACACAUGCAGCAGCAUUUUUUUUUCCAUUGACUUAACAAGCAAGUCACUCUAAUUAAUUUACGUUCUGGUGCAGUGUAGUAUUGCAACCAUUCUUCUUAUAGUCACUAGGUAGCUGUGAAA
This is a messenger RNA of Amphiprion ocellaris (clown anemonefish), 964 nucleotides long. RefSeq names its product inactive protein tyrosine kinase pTKL-like. The coding region runs from base 355 to 627 and encodes 90 amino acids. Lineage: Eukaryota; Metazoa; Chordata; Actinopteri; Pomacentridae. The record is from RefSeq and is a predicted model, not a curated record. The transcript has 2 exons.